Trematosphaeria pertusa is the source of this 1533-nucleotide messenger RNA. RefSeq lists its product as uncharacterized. The record is from RefSeq and is a predicted model, not a curated record. NCBI's taxonomy places the organism in Eukaryota, Fungi, Ascomycota, Dothideomycetes, Pleosporales, Trematosphaeriaceae. The coding region runs from base 449 to 1414 and encodes 321 amino acids. The transcript is spliced from 3 exons.
UUCCUCUUCAAUCCGGUUUAAAGUACCGGCAAGUGCUCUGAACAUCUACGAGAUGCAGACAUGACCGCUGCAAGGGGAAAGCAGACUGGUUCUCCGCUUCCAAAGGACAUGCGACGCGACAGAGACGACCCUCACGGCCAAUCCUAUGGUCGCCUCGACUUCUGAAGAUAGACGGAGCUUUUUGCCCUGUCUGUUGCGCCAGCUUCUUUCCUACGCGGCCUCACGUGGAUUCGCGAAAAGCCAAACGCCCGCCAGUGCUGCUGUGCUGGGCUGACAAUGACGUCCUGAGGCGAAACGAAUCCUCCAAACCCCGCGACGCCGCACGCGCUCACCCCUAUCCCUCUUCACUCUCUUUCUCUCGCCUUUCCCGAUUCUCAAUUUCGCGAGUCGAAUUUCCUACUGAUACGUUUUCUCUCAUUUGCUCUGGUUUCGCGCUCUGAUUGCAGUCAUGCCACCGAAGACAGCUACAGCUUCUAUUUCCAUCCAGCCCAACGCGCUCGCCGGCAAGAAAUGCAUCAUCACGGGCGAAAUUCCCGGACAGAGCCGCAAGUCCGCCGAACAGAUUCUCAUCAAUGCUGGCGCGACGAUUGAGAAGAGCUUGAAUAAGAAGGUGCAGCUUGUGGUCCUAGGCGAGGACGCGGGGCCGAAGAAACUCGAAAAGAUUGAAGAGCUUGGAGUUGAGACCAAAGAGUGGGAUGAGCUGAUGGAUGAGAUCAAGGGCGACGGAGGUGCUGAUGCUGAUACCGAAGAGGAUACGAAAGAAGACGAAGAAACAGAGGAGGAAGAGGUCGAAGAGAAGCCCAAACCGAAGAAGAAGAAGAGCAAGCUCACCGCCAAGGCAAACUCCAAAGCGAAGGCCGCCCCAGCACCCAAGCCAAGCAAGAAUGCGUCUGGUUCUACUUUCCUCAAGGGCAAGAAGGUCAUCAUUUCAGGCACAAUUCCUGGCCAUGACCGCAAAUCCGCUCAAGCCAUCGUGGAGAAAGCCGGAGCCAAUACUGCCAAAUCGCUCAACAAACAAGUCGAGCUCGUCAUUCUCGGCGCCAACCCUGGCCCCGAUAAGAUGACGAAGAUCGAGGAUCUUGGUAUCGAAACCAUUACUUGGAAGGAGCUGGCUGAGAAGCUCGGCAUCGAUGUUGCUCCCGAGAAGGAAACUGCGAAGGUCGAUGUUGACGGUCAUACACGCCAGUCCGCACAGAAGCUGCUCGAGUCCACCGGAGCUAAGUUCGCAAAGUCUCUCAACAAAUCCGUUGAGCUCGUGGUGUUGGGGACGAAACCUGGUCCAGAUAAGCUGAACAAGAUUUCCGAAAUGGGUCUUCCUACCUGCUCGUGGGAGGACCUCAUUGAGAAACUGGGCCUCGAUGCUGAGGCCAAGGAGCCUCCGAAGAAGAAGGCGAAGAAGGCGAAGAAGGCUUGAGGUAGGUGUCAAUGCUACGUCCACCGAGAAUCUGCAUUUUUGAGUGCUGCAGUUUUCGCUACCGCUUUAUGGCAUAUCUGAAAAAGCUUUUGGUUGGGUCUGCACAUGAGUGCUUCUCU